CCCCCUUCUUCGGCCUCUUGACCAUUUUCACUCUCUGCACACUACUCUAGUCUAUUGCAUCGCUAUCAUUUCAGCUACUAUCCCCCACAUUCUCUCGAUAUCAUCGACAGCUUUCUCCCAUACUACCGUCACUCGUUCUACCCAACAUUCCAGACCGAACUCCCUCACUUACCGCUCAGCGCCCUUUAUUCAGCCUUGACCCAAUAUUUACCAGCCUUACCCAUCCAAGCAAAAUGCAGAGGCGUAACAACUCCAUCAGACGUAACGGUUCCAUCACCGUCGGCUCCAGCACAACCGGCAACACGACCCCCAUCAAGGUAGACCAUGCUACCUCCACCGCAGACGAUCGCAAGAACGAGCCAUGGAAGAGAUACGGUCUUCUCGUGCAAGGCUUCUGCGAGCUGGCCGCGGCCGAGAAGGAAGAGUUCCAAGAACUGGUGACAAAGGACCGCAAAGUCCAUUCGGUCGACAAGCUCACCGACUGGCACGAAUACUACCUGGAAAUGCUAGAGGUCAGCAGUACCGACGCCGAUCCUAGUUCUUACCGUGCGAACGCAGGGGCAGAGAUACCCCCUGUGGUGCGGGACUCGCUCAAUGCUCCGUCCGCUUUCUCCGGCUUCGACUACGCAAACUCGGACUGGGAGCUCUCACGUUCAGUGUACGCUGCAGGGCUCUUCACAGCCUCGACCAAAGGGCCCCUCACGGCGAGCCCGUCCGCGUACCCCACCGUCGUCGCCAUGGUUCAUUGCAUUGUGAAUGAGAUAAAUCGUGAAGAUGCAGCCGUCACUGGGACUGCAAACGCCGACGCCAACGCAGCGGCCCCAAAUCCAGAGCCCGCAACAGCAGGGCCCAGCAGGCAAAAUGACGGUCAGCCACCCCCGCCGUUACGGCCACCCCCACCGCUACGGCCACCACCGCCCACGCCACCACGCCCUGCUGCAAAUCCAGCACCCUCUCGCUCUCGCCUCCGCGUGGCACCCAACCACCACCCCCAGAUCACCCACUAUCAACACACUCACAACCGCCUGGACAUUUACGAGGCCCGAUGUGAUCUGGCUGUGCUGAGUGGCCUGGAGCCACACGUGCACUGCGGCAUUCUAGGGCGCGGGCGUGCAUGGGAACAAAACCGGGACGGUGCCCUGGAGGUGAUGCAGACCUUUUUGGCCCUCUGCCAGGAAGACGAGCGACGCUGUACGGGCCGCCUGCGGCCCUUCCAUGGUAUCAUCACGAGUGGGCUCAGUGUGUGUCUCUGCGAGAUGACCGAGCAGCGCGAGUUUCGCGACACCGCAUUCCGGGAUAUACUGCUAGCACCGCACCCCCGGGACGAAGGACGCGACGGGCACGGCGCCGUUCCAUUCGCCACCACACGGCUUUACCACAACAUCAAGCGCAUGCUGAGUAUGACGGAACGGUAUCCAAAUCCUCCAGAGGACACUGGUCGGGGACGGCGGCGCACGCGGCUCAGAUCGAACGCCAUGUCGAAAGGGAAAGAGCGUGCUACUACUGACGGUGCUUGAAGCUGGUGAAGUAGGGGUAGGAUUAAUGUUUGUCUCGGUCGUUCUUGUGUCGUUUAUCACUGUAGGCUAUUAUUCUUCCUGAGCCAGGGCUUUUAGUGUAGCUUUGGAAAAACAUGCUCAAUGUUCUCUCUGUAGGAAUAAAGGAUUUACU
This is a messenger RNA of Aspergillus brunneoviolaceus CBS 621.78, 1668 nucleotides long. RefSeq lists its product as uncharacterized. NCBI's taxonomy places the organism in Eukaryota, Fungi, Ascomycota, Eurotiomycetes, Eurotiales, Aspergillaceae. The record is from RefSeq and is a predicted model, not a curated record. Bases 234 to 1517 code for a protein of 427 amino acids. The transcript has a single exon.